Molecule: messenger RNA, 354 nt
Organism: Blepharisma stoltei
Lineage: Eukaryota; Ciliophora; Heterotrichea; Heterotrichida; Blepharismidae
Source: the annotation of a GenBank genome assembly
AUGGCGUUUAAAGAGGAGCUACCUCAAUUUGAAGCUCGAAGACUAGAGGCUAACCAUUUACUAGAGACUCACCCAACCAAGUUGCCAGUAAUAGUUGAGCCAAUUCUAUCAAAAAAGAACUCUUAUGGAGCGAUUCAAAACAGAUUCCUUGUUCCUCAAAGUUAUACUUUUCAUGAGUUCAUCUUCCACCUGAGACGAAGAUUGGAGCUCGACAGAACUGACGCACUCUACGUUUUAAUUUCAAAAAAGCACCUUCCUGUGUUGGACAGAAACAUGAUCAGCAUCUACGAAGAGUUUCAGGACCCAGAUGGGUUUUUAUACGUUAACUACUCCUCUGAAGCCAUUUUAGGUUAA